Danaus plexippus (monarch butterfly) is the source of this 2399-nucleotide messenger RNA. Its product is annotated as RNA-binding protein 28-like. The coding region runs from base 178 to 2364 and encodes 728 amino acids. The record is from RefSeq and is a predicted model, not a curated record. The transcript is spliced from 11 exons. NCBI's taxonomy places the organism in Eukaryota, Metazoa, Arthropoda, Insecta, Lepidoptera, Nymphalidae. Gene Ontology annotation, molecular function: RNA binding.
CAAAACAAUGUGCGUUUAAGACAUGCUUAAAUUUUUUAUUGCACAUUAUGAUAUAAUAUCAUUUUUGUAUUUUUAAGUUAAAAUAAAAAAGGUCAUAUAUUAAAAUUAAAACCGGGUUCUUAAGUUAUUAUAUAAGUGUCAUAAACGCUCUCAAAAAAGUAUCUCUUUUCAUCCACCAUGACUGAAGAAGAUAAUAAUGAGUCAGAAAACACUAAAUACAAGGAUGGUGUUAACCGAAAUGCUAGGCUUAUUAUAAGAAAUAUCUCGUUUAAGGCCACAGAAGAAAGUUUGCGAGAACAUUUUGCAAAAUAUGGCACAGUGGAAGAGGUUAAGCUUCUUAAAAAGGCAGAUGGGAAGCUCGUUGGAUGCGCAUUUGUCCAUUUUACACACGUCCCUAUGGCGAAUAAAGCAAUAGCUGCUACAAAUAAAAAACCUUUUCUAGGUCGACCGAUAUAUGUCUCUUGGGCUGUACCAAAACAUCAAUAUAACGGGGAGCAAAAUGGAAGUCCAACCAAAAAGAGACAAACAAGUGGCUCCUCAGAUGAUGUAAAGGUGGAAGUAAAAGACGAAGAUACAGCUGACAAUCAAAAGCCAAGUGAAGAUAAGAAUAAAAUGAGAGUAAAUCGCAAUGCCCGUCUCAUAAUUCGUAAUGUGUCUUUCAAAGCUACCGAGGAGUCAUUGAAAGAGCAUUUUGAACCUUAUGGAAACAUAUUAGAAGUUAAAUUACUGAAGAAGCCCGAUGGAAAGCUCGUUGGCUGUGCUUUUGUUCAUUUUAAGAAUGUACCGAUGGCUAAAAAGGCAUUAUUGAAUACAAACAUGAAACCAUUUUUAGGCCGUCCUAUAUCUGUGGAUUGGGCGGUACCUAAGGACAAGUACAUGCAGCAUGUGGUCAACAAACAGCUGGAGAUGCAGGACGAUGUGAAGAAGGAGGAAUCUGAUAGUGAUGAUGAACUCAUGGAUACAUCUACUGAAGUGAAGCAGGAGGUUAAGAGUGAAUCUGAUAGCUCGGAUGAAAAUGAUGGUGAAGAAUCUGAGGCUGAUGAAGAAGAAAAGGAGUCAGAUGAUGAUGAGGAUGAUGAAGACGAUGAGAAUGAUGAAGAUGAUGAUGACGAGGACGAUGAAGAUGGUGAAGUUGACGAAGAUCAAGAUGAUGAUGACGAUGAUGAGAAAAAAGACAUUAAACCAACAUUCCAACGUACGAAGUUGAAUGACGCGGAGGACGGUUGCACGGUGUUCAUAACGAACAUACCGUUCAUGGUCGCCGACGACCAGCUCAAGACCUUCGCCGAGAACACGGGACCCGUCAAGUAUGCACUCAUAUGUGUGGACAAACUGACAGAACAUUCUAAAGGAUCCGGAUUUGUCAAGUUCGCUAACAAAGAAGAUGCAGAGAAAUUUCUCUCCCUUCCGCCAGAACAGCUCCGCCUGGAGGGACAGGUCUUAGGAGUGAAACCGGCCCUUAAGAAGGAGAACCUGCAACAAGGAAACAAAAAACAGCCCAAAGAUAACAGGAACCUGUACCUAGUCAAAGAAGGAGUUGUGGCGGCCGGUACCCGGGCGGCCGUCGGCGUGUCCCAGUCCGACAUGGCUAAGAGACUUGCCCUCGAACGCAGCAAGACUCAAAUGUUGAAGAAUUUGAACAGAUUCGUCUCCCGCUACCGUCUGGUGGUAUCCAACCUGACCCCCAACAUCACGGACCAGGCGCUCCGCCGGCUGGUGUUGAAGGCGUCCCCGGCGCGCUCCGUCGUCACUGAGGCGAGGGUCAUGCGCGAUCUUAGAGCUCCCGUGGGCAGAGACGGGAGACAUCCGUCAAAAGGUUACGGGUUCGUGAUGUUUACUCGACACGAGGAUGCUCUGGCUUGUCUCCGGAAGUUGAAUAACAACCCCGACAUAUUCGACACGCAUAAUAGACCUAUCGUGUCUUUCUCUAUAGAAGACCGCACGGCGUUGAACGCAAGGAAGAAGAGAUUGGAGAAAUCGAUAGCUAACAAUCCACUGGCGAAGAAAGAUGAUCAAGAUAACACAAAGAAGGGACGAAGAAAUAGAAAAAGAAAAAUGACCAGCGCUCCAGACGAGAGUUACAUGAAGAAGAGGAGAGUCGAGAACGGAGAGAAGGGAGCCGAGAGUGACUACACGGGACUCACGGCCAAAGAAGGGAGUCAGCACAAAAUAAGAAACAUCCAUAAACUGAGAGCACAAGCCGACAUGCACAAACAGAACGUGAAGAUAGAAAAGAAGAAAAACAAGAAGGCGCACAAGAUAAAGAUGGCGCGCGAGAGGAUAAAACAACCGAAACAGAAGAUUAAUAAGAACAAGACCGGCAAGAGGAACAAGAAGCGAAACUCUAGCUUUGAAAUACGAUAGCGAAGGUGAAUUAAACAAAGAUGCCCAUAUAUGAA